Penicillium argentinense is the source of this 2163-nucleotide messenger RNA. Its product is annotated as Glycogen synthase. Lineage: Eukaryota; Fungi; Ascomycota; Eurotiomycetes; Eurotiales; Aspergillaceae. Gene Ontology annotation, biological process: glycogen biosynthetic process. The record is from RefSeq and is a predicted model, not a curated record. Gene Ontology annotation, molecular function: alpha-1,4-glucan glucosyltransferase (UDP-glucose donor) activity. Gene Ontology annotation, cellular component: cytoplasm. Bases 1 to 2163 code for a protein of 720 amino acids. The transcript is spliced from 4 exons.
AUGGCCGACGAAAGCGGCGCCGAGCCCAUCAAGCGCGAUGUGCGCAACCACAUGCUGUUCGAGGUCGCCACAGAGGUCGCCAACCGAGUCGGGGGCAUCUAUUCCGUGCUCAAAUCGAAGGCACCUGUCACCACGGCCGAGUAUGGCGAGCGGUAUACCCUAAUCGGCCCCUUGAACAAGGCCUCUGCUGCGGUCGAGGUCGAGGAGCUCACGCCGUCCAACCCGGCCAUGCGCGAGACGAUUCAGUCCAUGCAGGAGCGCGGCAUUGAGAUUGUCUACGGUCGCUGGCUGAUCGAGGGGGCCCCGCGGGUCCUGCUCAUCAAUACCGGCACGGGUUACCGAUGGCUGGACGAAUGGAAGGGAGAUCUGUGGAAUACCUCCGGCAUCCCGUCCCCCGCUGCCGAUCAUGAGACCAACGAGGCGAUCGUCUUUGGUUACAUGGUCGCCUGGUUCUUGGGAGAGUACAUUGCUCACGAGCGUCGCCGGGCCGUUGUGGCCCAUUUCCAUGAAUGGCUCGCCGGUGUGGCCCUACCCUUGACCAAGAAACGCCACAUGGAUCUGACCACCAUUUUCACGACACACGCCACAUUGUUGGGUCGUUACCUCUGUGCAGGCUCUGUGGAUUUCUACAACAACCUGCAGUACUUCGAUGUGGACGCCGAGGCCGGAAAGCGCGGUAUUUAUCACCGAUACUGCGUCGAACGGGCUGCGGCUCACAGCGCCGAUGUCUUCACCACCGUUUCGCACAUCACGGCCUUUGAGAGCGAGCAUCUGCUGAAGCGGAAGCCGGAUGGCGUCUUGCCGAACGGUCUCAAUGUCAAGAAGUUUUCCGCCAUGCACGAGUUCCAGAACCUGCACUCGCAAGCCAAGGAGAAGAUCAACGACUUUGUCCGCGGUCACUUCUACGGACACAACAAUUUCGAUCUGGACAACACCAUCUAUCUCUUCACCGCCGGUCGGUAUGAGUAUCGCAACAAGGGUGUGGACAUGUUCAUUGAGGGCCUGGCUCGCCUGAACCACCGUCUCAAGACUAGUGGAUCGAAGACCACCGUCGUUGCUUUUAUCAUUAUGCCCGCUCAAACGUCAUCCUUGACCGUCGAGUCCCUCAAGGGCCAGGCUGUGGUGAAAUCCCUGCGUGACACCAUUGAAAAUAUCGAGAAAGGCAUUGGUAGACGCAUGUACGAGCGCUGCCUCGCGUGGAAGGAAGGUGACAACAUGCCCGACGAGAAGGACCUGAUUACGAGCCAGGACCGUGUGUUGCUGCGUCGUCGACUCUUUGCAAUGAAGCGCCAUGGCCUGCCCCCGAUUGUUACCCAUAACAUGGUCAAUGACCAUGAGGACCCGAUCUUGAACCAACUCCGCCGCGUGGAGCUGUUCAACAACGAGUAUGACCGCGUGAAGAUUGUUUUCCACCCUGAAUUCCUCAACUCCUCGAACCCUGUUCUUCCAUUGGACUACGAUGACUUUGUUCGCGGUACCCAUCUGGGUGUCUUCCCAUCCUACUACGAGCCCUGGGGCUACACCCCCGCGGAAUGCACGGUUAUGGGCGUGCCCAGCAUAACGACCAAUUUGUCGGGCUUCGGGUGCUACAUGGAGGAGCUGAUCGAAAAUUCCUCGGACUAUGGAAUCUACAUCGUGGACCGCCGCGCAAAGGGAGUGGACGAUUCGGUCAACCAGCUCACCGAAUUUAUGUACAACUUUACCAUGAAGAGUCGCCGACAGCGGAUCAACCAACGUAACCGCACUGAGCGACUCAGUGAUUUGUUGGACUGGAAACGAAUGGGCUUGGAAUACGUCAAGGCGCGCCAGCUGGCCCUGCGGAGAGCUUAUCCCUCGUCCUUCGAAGGGCCCGAGGACUACUUUGAUAUCAUCGGAGGCACUGACCAGAAGAUCUCCCGCCCGCUGUCGGUCCCUGGUUCCCCGCGGGAUCGAUCCGGCAUGAUGACGCCUGGUGACUUUGCCUCGCUCCAGGAAGGCCGGGAGGGACUCAGCACCGAAGACUACGUCGCGUGGAAACUUCCUGAGGAGGAAGAACCAGAUGAUCACUUUUUCCCGCUCACGCUCCGCACACGCAAGGCCGGUAAUCGGCCGCAGUCCCCACUCGACAGUAUAUCGAUCAAUGGGGACCACCAGGCGGAGGGCAGUACCCCGACCGAUGCCUAG